This is a messenger RNA of Manacus vitellinus (golden-collared manakin), 6278 nucleotides long. It is a transcript of the gene ALPK3, whose product is annotated as alpha kinase 3. Lineage: Eukaryota; Metazoa; Chordata; Aves; Passeriformes; Pipridae. Gene Ontology annotation, cellular component: nucleus. Gene Ontology annotation, molecular function: ATP binding; protein serine/threonine kinase activity. The record is from RefSeq and is a predicted model, not a curated record. The transcript has 12 exons. The coding region runs from base 1861 to 6270 and encodes 1469 amino acids. Gene Ontology annotation, biological process: cardiac muscle cell development; protein phosphorylation.
GCCUUGGUAUUGGAUUGUCUGCCUUGCUCUGUGGAAAUGGGCAUUUGGGCAUUUUUUUCUCUUGGGGUUGGACUUUGGGAAGGUUUCUCUGGUUUGAAACAGCUUUUGACUCCCACAGCCCUUUCCUGGCCCCACAACUGUGUGAAGAGUUGCUUACCAGGACCAGUGUCCUGUGGACCAUUGGUUUCCACAGAAAAGAAUCUGAGCAGUGGAAUCUGUUUUUUUACCCCAUCCCACACGUAUGUUUGGAUACAGACAGUGCUUAUAACCUUCAUACAGUAGAUGAGUCAGGUUUGCAACAGCCUGAGCUUCCCCUGUCCCUUACCCAGCACAAGGUGCCUGGGAGCUGGGUGAGACUCCAGCUGCAUUCCAGUGGUUUGUUACUCAGGGAUUCAUCUCCCUGUGUCUCUUACGAACCCAUUCUAGCAGGAAGUCAGAGUGAAAAUCAUGACACUGCAGCCUCCAGGUAAGUUUUCAGGGUGGAUGGAACAGGCAGUUGCUGUGCCUGGAGCUCUCCUGACACCUUCAGCCAUGUCUGCUCAGUCCCUGUCAGUGCACCUGCCCUUGCUGGUUCACGCUAAAUGUGGGGUUUUCUGGUUUUUUCUCAACAAGUUUGCUUCUUUAGCAGGUAGAGCAUGAGUAGCAGCAGCACCAGCAUCCUGCCUGCAAGCCAAGGGCUGCUUGUGAGGCCGGGGUCCUCCUCGUGGAGCCCCCACCACGUGCUCUGAGCCCUUCUGCUCGUGGUGGAGCUGUGUCAGGAGUGGUUUGGGGGGUUGUUCCACCCCUUGCAUGUCUCUAGAAGCUGAUCACUUGUUUAAGGAAUGUCUUUCACUGCUAAAAAUUAUAUAAAUAGAGCUGCCAGCUACAGUUCUCUUGUAAUAUCUGCUGUUUCUGCCAAGAUCCUUUUGCUUGAGACCAUGGGGUCCCCUCUCCUACUGUAAACAUGUAGUGUUUUAAUUGCAGAGGGAAAAAUUAAAUAAGAAGUUCUUAGUUUCCAAGAGUCUCAGAGCAUUAUCUGAAUGAAGACCCAAGCUGGAAUUUAUUUAAGAAAGCCCAGAUCUUCUGGGACCUCCCUUGGUGAUGCUUUAGCAGGGUUGGCAAUGCUGGAUGAAUACAGUGAUUUAUUGCUCUCAUUGAACAGUGCUGAAAUAUCUGGGAAAUUCAAGGCCCACUAUGGAGCUUCACAGAUUGCACUGAUUGGAUAGUUCUGGCUAUUUGGGUAUCCCAGCCUAAACUUUGAGGUCAGUGCCUGAGCUCAAGGAGUAGGGACUGUGAGUCCUACCUGCAGCAGUGAGAGGUUAGGCAGCAAAUGGAUGCCAGCUUCCCAGCUAAUUCCUGAGCACAGAAAGCUGCCAGCCAGGCUCAGUCUCCUUCAGUGAGCUAUCCCACAACUGCCAGCUUUUCUUAAUUCUCAGACAGCUGCUGUGUUCUUGAUAUGUAUUCAGUUCACACUUGGCCUAAAAUGACAUAAGAAUUCUUCAGAAAUAAAGAAAAAUCCCAGUGAACAGAACAGCACUUGAAACACUGACGGUUCAGAAAUUACUUUGUUAGGUCUGGCCCUGAGCCUGCUGACUGGCCAAAGAGAUGUUUUGUUGUAAUAAAGAACUAAAAUGGUUCUUGACAUUCAUUGCCCCGAUAGCCAUAAAGGCUAAGACAAAGGGAAUGUCUCCCAAAUGACACUUUAAAUUGCCAGUCAUCUUAGGAGGGAGAAAUCAGUCAAAUGCUCUGACACUGGACUGGACUUAUGAGCAAGUGUAGGGAUGAUGGGAGGGAAGAGGGCACGUACAACAAGAACAAAGGCUGCUGAGAUGAGACAGAAAGCAGACCCUUUGAUUUUUCUGGUGCUUUGAUCUCUAAGAAAUGCUUCUUGAAUCUUCCAGGAGCACCUUCUGCGCAAUCAUUUCUCAGCUGACGGAGGAAACACAGCCACUAUUUGAAACCACUAUCAAAUCCCGUUCUGUGUCCGAGGACUCUGAUGCUAAAUUCACGUGCAUAGUGACAGGGUUCCCGCAGCCGGAGGUGACAUGGUACAAGGAUGAUGAGGAGAUGGAUCGCUACUGUGGCUUACCCAAGUACGAGAUAUUCCGUCAUGGAAAUCGCCACACCCUGCAGCUGUACAAGUGCCAAGAAGAAGAUGCAGGCAUUUACCAGGCCUCAGCUAGAAAUACCAAAGGCAUCGUGUCCUGCUCUGGUGUGCUGGAAGUGGGAACCAUGACGGAAUUCAAAAUCCAUCAGAAAUGGUUUGACAAAAUAAAGAGAAAAGCUGAAGAAAAGCUGCAAGAGAUAGAACAGGGCAAGAAACGAGGAAAAGAAAACGUGGAGGUGGAGAAGUUGCAGGGAAUGAGCCCCGAGAGGCUCCAGAGGAAGCGGAGGCUGGCUAGGGAUCAGAAUCUCCAGUCGGGAGACUCUUCAUGGGAGAAGGAAGAUGCAGCGAAAGUGCACGUCGCGGAUUCACAGUCCAGAUUGCACAAGGAUAUUGCUGAGACACAGGAGCAGCCAGUCAGUGCAGUGAUGGGCUUCUCAAACAAACUGGUAGCACCUCUGAAAGCAGAGGUGACAACCAAUGGAGAUGCCACUUUGGAGACUGGGGAGGAGAAUGGGAACAGCUUUCUCACGUAUAUCUAUGAGACAGUGGAGGACCUGGCGACUAAGCCAGGGGCGAAAGACUCUGCAGCUAAAAAGAAAAAGAAGGUGGGGGCUCCUUCAGCAGCAACGCAGGAAGUUUCCAAGCGAGAAGAAAGUGGGAGAGACAGGGCCAAUCCUUCCUCAAAUCCCAGGUUUGCCCCUCCUGUCCCCUUACGUAGGAAUGCACGUUUGAGGGCAGCAAAGGAUCAAGAAGUGGAAACCAGUCUGAAAGUCAAAGAGCCUGAGAAAGCUGUGAAUCAGGACACUAAAACCAGUGAUGACGUGUACUUCUCAUUAAAGGACAUGUAUUUUGAUAAGCAGGUGAAUCCAGCAGCAGGGAAGGAGGAGGUGGGAGCCAAGGAUGAGGCCGGGAGCGAGACUGCCCUGCGGCCAGUGGCCAUCAGCAGACAGACAGAGGAUGCUCCAUUGUCCUCUGAGGUGUCAGAGGCAGGACCUGUGCUGUCCGAGGGACAGAGAGGCAAACACCAAGCACAGAAGUUGGAGGGAAACAAAGAGAUUGCAGCAACAGUGGGACAGUCUCCUGGUGAUCUAACACACCCAGUGUCUUGUCCAAGCACAGAGUCUGGUCAGCAAGCCAGUAAGUUAGAGGAGGUCAGAAAGGAAGUGCCUGUCUGCCAGGAAACCAGAGGGGCUGUGAAAAUGACAAAUCCUCGGCUGAGGCCUCAGGAGCCACCAAAACCAACAGCACCUUCUCCAGACCACAUACAGUCCAGCAAGGAGCACCCACCCCCCAGGAAACAGGCAGAAAGACAUUCCCAUGCUCUUGAGGGCAGAGAGACUCAGCAAGGACUGUUAAAUCAAGAGAACAAAAGCCAAGGCAGGGAAGAGCCAUCGCUAAAAAAUUUGAGUCCUCCAAAGGAUAAAACUGGAGAAAGCACUGGAGAAAAUGUUUCUCAUGAGCAAAUCCCACAUCAGACAGUCAAGGAUGGGAAGAGCAAAGAGGCAGGAGCAGAGCUGUCUGAGAGCCAUCCCAGUGUGAGGACAGGAGGGAGUGGUGAAGCACAGCCAUGUCCUGGGGCUGUGCACAGGGAGGCAGGAGGGACAAUUUUGGGGCAGCAGGACACUGAAACAGCAGCUCCUGCAUCAGUUCCACUUGCCAAGGAAAAACUGCUUCCUGCUCCUGCAGCAGAGCCAUUGGUGGCUCGGGAGGCACUGCUGACAGCUCAUGGAGCCCCAGGGAUGGAGGCUACCACAGGAGAGGUCCCAUCUGGACCCCAGCUGCUUCCUCCUGUGAGGGGAGAAAUGGAAACCACAAAGACAGAUGGAUCUGCCCCGCAAGAGACGUUUUCAGCCAGCAUGUUAGGAGAAGAGAAUGCCAAACCAGUGCCCGUGGGACCUCAGGGGAGGGAAGGAGGAGAGCAGACAGCCACAGCUCCAUGCCAAGGACCAGCAGCACCUCCAGGGGCUUUUGAAGGAGGUGCUGAGGUCCAGCCACAGGUACCGCUGGUCCUGCCUGGCCCCGAGAGAUGUCAGGAGGUGUCUUUGGAGGAGAAAAUGCAGCACAAAAACCUGGUUUCCUCCUUAAAGAACUACCUGCUGCUGCUUCUAAAAAUGUCAGAUAGCAGUAAGGAUGCCACAAAAGGAGACACUGACUCUGGGGACAAGGAGCAGCCAGAUGUGGGGGAAGGCAUGAUGCCAGAGAUAGGCAUUGCUGGGCUGAGCCCUCGCACCUCAAGGAGAGUUUUGGAAAAGGUACAAAACAACCAGCUCUUUCAGACAGCAGAGAACUUGCCUCUGACCCCCAGGACAUCCAGGCGGAUCACAGGCAUGAUCAACGAGGAAUUUGUUCUCAGCCAGGAGAUGCUGGCUUGCAGGCCUGUGCCACCAAAGAAACGCGCCGGGGUUGCCCCCAAGGCCGAGGGGCCACCCCUGCUCUCUGUGCCCUCCAUCGUGGUGGGCAGCAUGCCAGCAUCAGGAGCAGGGCAGCCUCCUCACUCUUCUGAUUUGCCUCCAGUGAGCUCUGAAGAGAGCCCUGGUGACCCUCUGGCAGUGCUACCUUGUGCCACGCCAGAAGAGCUCGCUUUGGGAGCCCGACGGAAAAUAUACCUGCCAAAACCCAAACAGGUGGGGGAGGAAGAGGAAGCAACCCUGGAGAGCCCAGGACACAUGAGAAGUCCGACUGUUUCACCACAGCAAUCCAGGAAGAACACACCCCUGUUGCAUUCUCCUGCUCUGGCUCCAUCCUCUCCCACAGAGCAGUGCUCUCCAACCCUCACGAGGAAGAUGGCCACGUUGGAGGUUCCUAAGCUGUACGAGGAGCCUCCAGGUGACACCAGUGGUGACCACGAGGUCCCUGGAGAUGCUAAGCCAGAAGCACAGCGAACAGAGUCCCAGAAAGCAAAUAACCCAUUUAAAGUUCCACAGGUGGUCCGUAAGAUCAGGGCAGAACAAUUUUCCGAUGCAUCAGGAAACCUGAAACUUUGGUGCCAGUUCUUCAAUAUAUUGAGUGAUUCUAAGCUGAUGUGGUACAAGGACGAGAUCCCUGUAGCUGAAGCCCAAAGGAGUGCUGGCGACGAGGGCCAGGCAGCUCUGGCUAUUGUGCAGGCGUCCCAGAAGGACUGCGGGGUCUACCGGUGCGUGAUCAGCAACGAGUAUGGCACCGACUCCACCGAUUUCCUGCUCAGCCCAGAAGUGUUGUCAGGAUUUAGCCUGCGGGAAGAGAUUGAAGCAGUUGGAGAGGAGAUCGAGAUGACGCCCAUGGUGUUUGCAAAGGGUUUGGCUGACGCAGGCUACUGGGGGGAUAAGCUCUUCGGGCGCGUGGUGAGCGAGGACAUGGAAGUGGGCGCUGGUUUCCUGCGCAAAGCCUGCCGUGCCAGAGCCAUCUACGGCCUGGAGCCCGUCUUUGAGUCUGGCCACACCUGUGUCAUCAAAGUGCACAAUUUCAUUGUCUUUGGGACCAAGAAUGAGAACAGCCUCAUCGAGAAGAACUAUGAUAUCACCAUCCAGGAAUGUAAAGUCCAGAACUCCAGCCGUGAGUACUGCAAGAUCUUUGCUGCCGAGGCACGAGCCGUCCCUGAUUUUGGAGCAGUGCCCGAGAUAAUUCCACUGUACCUGGUUUAUCGACCGGCCAACAACAUCCCUUAUGCCACAAUGGAGGAGGACCUGGGUGGGCCCUGUGAGCAGUACUGUGUCACCGAGAGAGAUGGCAGCUUGGUAGCAAGAGGCACCUCGGAGAUCGUGCUCAAAUGCUGUACCUUCCAGCAUUGGGUCUACCAGUGGACAAAUGGAAACAUCCUUGUGACUGACAUGGAAGGAGUGGGCUGGAAGUUGACCAAUGUGCGGAUCGCUACCAACCUGAAAGGGUACCAGGGGCUGAAGGAGAGCUGCUUCCCCUCCCUGCUGGAGCAAUUCCCGGCUGCUCACCGGUGCAAUCGUUACUGCAGCAUCCUGGGCCUGAAGACACUGGAGCCAGCCAAGCCCAAGGGCUCCAAGAGCCCCUCCCUGGGCAGGAAAUCUGCCCAGUCCAGUCCCCAGCUCCAGAAGAAGGCGCUGUCAAGUCCUCAGGGCACCCGCAAGGCUGCUGUGAGCCCCAAGAGCUCCCGGAGAGCUGCAGGAACAGGGGAGGUCCCGACAGCCUCCAAACCCAGGUCGGGAGAGAGCAGCAGGGCUGGCUGCCCGCAGUAGCCGGAGCU